UAAAAGGAAUACAACAGAACCUAUAAACUAUACAAAUGAUAAAACAAAAGAACAUAAGAAAAGAAAUGUGAAUAAUUCCACUGAAAAUUGGAUUUGGGAGAAAGGAAGCAAGAUGACAAGAUGGAAAUUUCAAAAUGGAAAGCAUCGGAAAGAAAAUGAACAUCAAGAGUCUAAAUCCACAGUUCUAACUCAAGUUGAGUCUAUGCUGUACAAACGACAUCAAUCGAUGAAACAACAAUGCAACAAAACAAAACCAGAAACUCAUCCUAAAUUAGACUUUAUUUUGGUUAGUGAGAAGUUAAAAAUGGUUUACUGUAUGGUGCCAAAAGUAGCCUCAUCGUCAUGGUUAACUGUACUUCUUACCUUGCAUAUGGAACAUCCACCGAAAGAUAAAGAGGUUUUUGAAAUUUGGAAUAAAAAUGUGAAACCUCCACAUUUGACAGAUUAUUCUAAACAAGAUCAGAAAAGAAUAUUAUCUGAAUAUUUUAAGUUUAUGUUUAUAAGAGACCCCUUAGAUAGAUUAAUAUCUGCUUGGGAUGACAAAUUUAAUCACGUAAAACUUUACUUCUCAAAACGAUAUGGUCGUGACAUGAUUAAAAAAUAUCGAGAAAAUCCUUCAGGAGAGGCACUGAGGACGGGAAACAAAGUGAAACUUGAGGAAAUGAUUAGUUACGUCAGGGAUAUUGCCGAAAUAAAGUAUGCAGAUGAACACUGGCGGCCUAUGACUGACCUUUGCGACCCAUGUGCGAUAGAUUAUGAUAUGUAUGGAAACUUCUACAACAUAGAAGAGGAGAGCAAGUUUGUGUUCAAGAACAUUAACACUAACAUAUCCAAUAUGCCCUUUACAAAUGCAGGUAUCCAUAGAAAAGGCAUGAAGAGAACAAGCCACGAUUACUACAAAACUGUUGAAAGAAAUAAGCUGAUAGAGUAUUAUUCUAAUAUUUCCAUUAAAAAAGUGGUAAAACUGCAGAACCAGUACAAACAAGAUUAUGAAUUAUUUUCUGAUGCAUUUCAGUUUAAAAAGUUAGUUGAGGAUUAAGGAAUAUCAUGUAUUAGGUAGUGGGUAUAAUAAACCAGAUAAC
Messenger RNA from Owenia fusiformis, 1082 nucleotides. The record is from the annotation of a GenBank genome assembly. NCBI's taxonomy places the organism in Eukaryota, Metazoa, Annelida, Polychaeta, Sabellida, Oweniidae.